UUAAUCUAUUAUUAUGCGUCCUUUUCUCGUACCAAAUCAAUUUCAUCAUCUAUCUAUCCCUUAUUCCCUAUUAUCUGCUCUCUUUUCAACACACAUUGCUCCAUUACUCUCAAUUAUAACAAUCAUAUCUCUUGAUUCCAUCACCUGAUCGUACACUAUGAGGAUUGACGACGGAGUUGAACAAGUUUCAGCUUCCAGAAACCAUCUUGUGUUCGCUUAUUAUGUUACUGGUCAUGGGUUUGGUCAUGCCACUCGUGUUGUUGAGGUUGUUCGCCACCUAAUUCUUGCUGGUCAUGAUGUUCAUGUGGUAACUGGCGCACCGGACUUUGUCUUCACUACCGAAAUACAAUCCCCGCGACUUUUUCUUCGGAAGCUAGUUUUGGACUGCGGUGCUGUUCAAGCCGAUGCUUUAACAGUGGACCGACUCGCCUCAUUAGAAAAGUAUUCAGAGACAGCUGUUGCACCGCGUGCUUCUAUUUUGGCUACAGAAGUUAAGUGGCUGAAUUCUAUCAAGGCAGACUUAGUGGUUUCAGAUGUUGUUGCAGUUGCUUGUCGUGCAGCAGCUGAUGCUGGUAUACGCUCGGUUUGUGUAACGAAUUUCAGUUGGGACUUCAUUUACGCAGAAUACGUUAUGGCUGCUGGAUAUCAUCAUAGGUCUAUUGUUUGGCAGAUAGCCGAGGACUAUUCGCAUUGCGAAUUCCUAAUUCGUCUGCCUGGAUACACCCCAAUGCCUGCUUUUAGGGACGUCAUUGACGUACCGUUGGUUGUAAGGAGGCUGCACAAAUCUCGCAAGGAGGUGAGGAGUGAAAUGGGGAUUAGUGAGGAUGUGAAGCUUGUUAUACUCAAUUUUGGUGGACAACCAGCUGGUUGGAAGUUAAAAGAGGAGUACUUGCCUCCUGGUUGGCUCUGUCUGGUUUGUGGGGCGUCUGAACAGGAACUUCCUCCCAAUUUCAUUAAGCUGCCAAAAGACGUGUAUACCCCUGAUGUGAUGGCAGCAUCCGAUUGCAUGCUUGGAAAAAUUGGAUAUGGAACCGUUAGUGAAGCCUUGGCUUACAAGUUACCCUUUGUAUUUGUCCGCAGAGAUUAUUUCAACGAAGAACCAUUUUUGAGAAAUAUGCUGGAGUUUUAUCAAGGUGGUGUUGAGAUGAUAAGGCGGGAUUUACUCACGGGUCACUGGAUACCGUAUCUUGAACGCGCAACUAGUUUGAAACCUAGCUAUGAUGGCGGGGUCAACGGUGGUCAGGUCGCAGCUCGUAUUCUGCAAGACACGGCUAACGGAAAGAACUACGCAUCAGAUAAACUUAGUGGGGCCCGGAGAUUACGUGAUGCUAUAGUAUUGGGGUAUCAAUUACAAAGAGUUCCCGGAAGAGAUAUUAGCAUCCCAGAAUGGUACGCGAGUGCUGAAAAUGAAUUUGGUCUACGCACGGGCUCACAUUCAGUUGAUAACAGUAAUUCAAGCGUGCUCGAGAAUUCAGAUGCUGUGGAGUUUGAUAUUCUUCAUGGAGAUGUCAUGGGACUUCCAGACACAAUGAGUUUUUUACGGAGUUUGGCUGAGUUGGACGUUGCUUAUGAUUCUGAAAAAUUUACGGAAAAACAUCAUGUUAGAGAACGCAAGGCUGCUGCUAAUCUUUUCAACUGGGAGGAAGAUAUAUAUGUGGCACGUGCACCUGGAAGAUUGGAUGUUAUUGGGGGAAUCGCGGACUACUCUGGAAGUCUUGUUUUGCAGAUGCCAAUUAGAGAAGCCUGUCAUGUUGCUGUGCAAAAAAUCGAGCCCAGUAAACAAAGGCUAUGGAAGCAUGCACAGGCCCGGCAGCAGGCUAAGGGACAAAGUCCUACACCCGUGCUUCAGAUUGUGUCAUAUGGGUCAGAAUUGAGCAAUCGUGGGCCGACAUUCGACAUGGACAUAUCAGAUUUCAUGGAUGGUGAUCAGCCAAUGUCAUAUGAAAAGGCCAGAAGUUACUUUGCCCGAGAUCCGUCACAAAAAUGGGCUGCGUAUGUUGCUGGUACUAUUCUUGUUUUGAUGAAAGAAUUAAAUAUCCGAUUUGAAAGCAGCAUUAGCAUGCUGGUUUCUUCAGCUGUUCCAGAAGGCAAAGGCGUAUCUUCUUCUGCCUCUGUGGAAGUAGCUAGCAUGUCGGCUAUAGCUGCUGCUCAUGGAUUAAAUAUCAGUCCAAGAGAACUUGCUUUGCUCUGCCAAAAGGUUGAAAACUCGGUUGUUGGAGCUCCGUGUGGUGUGAUGGAUCAAAUGGCUUCUGCAUGCGGUGAAGCUAACAAGCUUCUUGCAAUGGUUUGCCAGCCCGCUGAGGUAUUAGGGUUGGUGGACAUUCCUAGUCAUAUACGGUUUUGGGGAAUUGAUUCUGGUUUAAGACACAGUAUCGGGGGUGCUGACUAUGGAUCAGUGAGAAUAGGAGCCUUUAUGGGUAGAAAAAUGAUUAAAUCCACCGCUUCUGCCAUGUCAUCUUCAUAUUCAAAUGGAAACGGAAAUAAUCUUGAUGAGUUGGAAGAGUACGGGAUUGAAUUGCUCCAUGAUGAAGCUUCUGUAGAUUAUUUAUGCAAUCUCACUCCCCACAGAUUUGAAGCUAUAUAUUCCAAGAAUCUUCCGGAUACAAUGACCGGCGAAGCAUUUUUGACCAAAUAUGAUCACCACAACGAUCCCGUAACAGUGAUUGAUAAGAAACGUUCAUACGGAGUUAAAGCAGCUACCCGACAUCCUAUAUACGAGAAUUUCCGCGUGAAGGCCUUUAAAGCAUUAUUAACCUCUGCUUCAUCAGAAGAACAACUCACUGCUCUCGGGGAAAUAAUGUAUCAGUGUCACUACAGUUAUAGUGAUUGCGGGUUAGGGUCAGAUGGGACAGAUAGGCUUGUUCAACUGGUUCAAGAAAUGCAGCACAGAAAAGCAUCGGUUUCUGGAGAUGGAACGUUAUACGGGGCGAAAAUCACGGGUGGCGGGUCUGGUGGGACCAUUUCUGUGAUUGGUAGGAAUUGUCUUCGAAGCAGUGAACAAAUUCUUCAGAUUCAGCAAAGAUACAAAAAUGCAACGGGUUACAUGCCGUUUCUGUUUGAAGGUUCAUCACCAGGUGCAGGAAAGUUUGGUCAUCUGAGAAUCCGUCGUCGUGUAGCUCCCAUGCAAGAUUAGUCCAUUUUUAUCUUAUUAUGAAAAUUAAGGAUAUUGUCAUGAGAAAAGAAAUUACUUUAUCUAUAUUGAAAACCAUCAAAGACAAGAUCAUGAAUAUGACAACUUUAAUAUAGUUAGUUUAGUUUAGUUUAGUAA
Molecule: messenger RNA, 3268 nt
Organism: Helianthus annuus (common sunflower)
Lineage: Eukaryota; Viridiplantae; Streptophyta; Magnoliopsida; Asterales; Asteraceae
Product: L-arabinokinase
Exons: 29
Coding region: 158-3133 (991 amino acids)
Molecular function (GO): ATP binding
Source: RefSeq, a predicted model, not a curated record